This is a messenger RNA of Trichoderma virens Gv29-8, 9199 nucleotides long. RefSeq lists its product as uncharacterized. The record is from RefSeq and is a predicted model, not a curated record. The coding region runs from base 1 to 9147 and encodes 3048 amino acids. Lineage: Eukaryota; Fungi; Ascomycota; Sordariomycetes; Hypocreales; Hypocreaceae. The transcript is spliced from 3 exons.
AUGGUUCAUUUUCAAAACACCAGAGCCGCGUCUGGAUUUAUCGAAGGGCAGAAACUUGCUGAAGUUCUCAACUCCUAUGUCUAUGAUGAAGAUAUCAUUCUACCACUGCACAUAUCGGCUCAAAAUGCUGGGGUCAUCAUCACACAAGAUCAAUAUUCAGUAGUGAUGGAAGCUUUUGAGCUGUCGCCAACGAACAACGCUGUCAUGGGUACUGCAGGCCGGCUUCAACGAUGUUUCCCUGCAUCUGCUAUCUCGAUUCCCAAUACAAAGUUCUAUCAAAAUGGUUUCAUAGCAGCCUUGGCGGAGACGAUUGAAAAGUUGAGCUAUCAAGAAGCUAAUGAGGCAAAGCCAAAAAUCUCAAAGAAAGGUGAACUCCAAAUUGAGGAGAGGGAUACAACAGAUCCCUUUCUAGUCACGGAUUUUCUGAAUACCGUCCUUCUUGCUCAAGGUGGGGAAGCCAAACCGGUUGCUUCCAUCUCCAAGAACACCCGAGAAGAAGUCAUCUGGGAAAACGCCAUGCUACGUUGGCGGAGGUCUCCAAUCUGGCUUCUGACUCGCGUUACUCUGCAGCUACAUUUUGAACGUCUCCACUCGGAUCGGCUCCUUUAUAAAGAGUUCAUGAUUUUCUUGAUGUCAUGCGUUCUGGAUAUAGCGCAGAGGAGAAGCUUUGCGAGUGACCUUCUGUAUUGUAUGAGGGCAAAGAUUGCAAGGCGACUCAAAAAGUUGGACGAUGGAAUUGAAGCAUCAUUGAUCAAGAGUAUUCAUGAUACGCUCGAACGAACUAGUGCUUGCCUCCAGCAACGCUGGAAAUUACUCUCCCGAGAGCCUGAUGAGGACGUGGACUUGGUGGAACUGUCCAGGAAAACAUUGCCCACCGACGGAUCAGAGCCAUAUCCAGAAUUGGACGAUUUCAUCCGCAGCAUUGAAUCCAGACAAAAUGAAGAAUGUGUAAAUCAAUUCAGAGCACCUUGGGUACUCCGCAAAUACGACAAGUCAAGCAUCGCGAACUUGGACAAUCUGACACAGAAGAGCAUCCCCUUUCAUUUAUCAGCCUUUGAAAAAUGGGUUGAUUCAUCUCUACUCCAUUGGAUGAGCGAGGCGGGUGGGAAUAAAUGUAUGCACCUCUACGAUCUGGCCAAAACUUACUACGAACUCUCCCAAAGGUGUUAUUCUGGAUGCCCAGAAAGUUUGUCAAUUGCAUCAUUGACAAUAUUGGAGUUAUGGAUGGCUUGCGAUAAGUCUGCGUGCGACCAAAUCCCCCUCAUCAAAGACUAUAGUCCCCAAAUUCCUGCUGAGCUAUUACAAUCUCUAUUACUCCACUCAAAAGUCCACCUUGAGAGAUUAGUUGUGGUCGAGAGAUAUAUCAGAGAGCGAUGCAGCGGCACCUUAUCUAGAUCAUCUUCGAUAUUUUCUUCCUUUGGACAUAGAACCUCAUUCUCAGUUCGUUAUUACGCAACGUCUGCUAUUCAUAAGACGCUACACGAAAAUAUUGAACGAAAUGCGAGAGAAGAAAGAGAGCGUAAAAGGGAAGAAUUCUAUAAUAAGCGUCGACAAUAUGAGGAGUUGAUGUCGCGGUCGGCCCGUCUGGUAUGCGAAUACGUUGACCAGGUGGACCGACGCACAGGAAGAGUGAAGCAGAUUCAUAGCGAGAAUUGCCGAAGGGAUGCUUUACUCCGCCAAGCUGAUGCGCUUGUGAUUAAAGUCCACGAGUGGCCUCUUCCGGACGCGAAACUUGAGGCUCAAUCAACGGUAUUUGAGCUACAUGUCCCUUCUUGUUUCAGCGCCUGGAGAAACAUGACCGCCUUAGUCAUAAACGAUGCCCUACAGUGCGAUUACUCCAGUCCCGAAGGCGGCCAUGUCGUGGAUAGACUGAGCGCAUAUCUUUCAUCCCGUUUUACAGGUCAAGGUUACAGAUUCGAACUUGCAUCAACAACCAAGUCGAACAAGCGCACACAUCGCCACGGCAAGAAGAUUUCCACAUGUACGAAGGAGGAAGAUGUUUUGGUUAAAAAUGGCCUACGAUACGAAUAUUACGACAGAUAUCGCGAAUGCUUUGUUUCAGAACUUCUAAACAGAAACAAGUUUUCUCAAAGUCUUAUGUUCAAGUUGUCACAGCAGAAUAACGCGCUUCAACAAUUCAUCUUCCGGCCGCCAGGGCGGGAGAACGGCUUGACGCCAAAUCACGUCUUAUCUCAGCAGUAUUAUUACUCACAAGAACUUUCCCUAGAAGAAUCCAAGACAAUGGCUAGCCUGCCCGUUGGAUAUCGUCUUCUAUGGGAAAACAUUCUUGUUCAGCUAUUUACGCCCAAGAUAGACUUUAACAAGUCAGAUACCGUCCUCAUACUAAUGCAAAUCAUUCAUCAGGCGGGUCCACCAUUCAAUUGCUCUACGAACAGGGCCAGCCACCAACAACUUUGCGACAAGAUUUUUGUUGAGAGGCUUCUCGAAGGCCUAUCUCAUGCAGUGGACAGAAUAGAAAAGAACUGGGAAUCUUAUAUAUCGCUGAGAGCAUUCAUCGCGAUCGCCGUAAAAACUCUCAAUUGCUCACCGACGCAAACGCUGAUGGAACUGUGCCACCAGUUUCUUAGACGGUGCCGCGCAAUCGUCAUCAGCUGGAUCAAUUUGCUUCAAAACAAAUUAUCUGGAAUCGACGACGAAGAACAGAGACGAGAGUUUUAUCUGAUGAUUUCUCAAAUGGCGCUGAUCUGCAUUGCGUCUUUCGAUGUGGAUGAAAAGCACCUGAGAGUUAUUUUAUCAGAUGCAGAGCAGAUGGACAUGAUGAUGCAGUCAUCAAUCAUCAUACAGAAUCUGUCGCAUAGCGUUGGUGAAUGCACUGACCCCUUUCAUAUCAACCUGGUAUUACAGAAACAGCGCGUUCUACAUAAUUCCCACAACUUCAUUAUUACCGAAACACUUGAUGAAAUGAGCCAAGGACUGAAUUCUGCCGUAAAAUCGGCUCUGAGCUUUUACAAUGGAAAAGGCGCGUGGAAGCUUUUAUCCGACCAUGAAUACCACUGGUUAGAGACGAAGACCAUUCCCAAUAACGGCAAGAAUUCUUCGUCCAUCCAAAUCAAUAUUUUAACGGGCGAACUACUGGUGAACGGCUUACCGCCUUCUCGCCUACCGUCGCUAUAUGAAGAGCAUCCAGCAUUCAGGGAAUUAUUUGGGAGGGAAAUGAUAGAAGUUAUGCCCUCGGAUAUUCCUGGGACAAUUUUCUCGUCAAUGAAAAAGCACCAUGGAUAUAGCUUCGCAUUUGGGAUGGAUCAUUCCGAUUCUCCGCAACUCAUUAUUGUUGCGACUACCAAUGACGAAGAGCUGGAUCUGGUUCCACGUGGGAUCUUGAACCAUAAUUUACCAGCAAGUUUUAUUAACAACUAUAUCCAUUGGUAUAAUCGUCAAUCCGGUAUGAUUGAAUUCAGGCCCACAGAAGCUCCCUGGUGUUCCUCGAAUUCUAACUGGUAUUUGCAAAAGACUGGAUCUGCAUGGGUGCUCAAAAGGCCAGGACAAACUCUUCUGUGUCCAACCUCAUCUACUACUAAGCGUAUUUGCCAAACUCUACGCUCAUUAGAGGAGGAGGCUCAUAUGCAUAUUAUCCGUGACAAUGCCACAUUCGCGUUGAAUAUCAGUUUGCCCCGCCUUCGAUUAGACUUUUCUCUUGAACAAGGCUCAUCUGAUAUUCAUUGUCGACAGUUUCGCGGGAUGUAUGUGGACAAGGUUCAACAAAUUGGCACUUUGGUUGGCUUGCAAAGCAAGUUGACGCUACGUGACGGCCAAAACAAGCGUAUGAUCCUAGUGCCUGAUGGUAAUGUUUAUUAUUUGGGCACUUCGGGGCAUAUGCGAGUUGAAGUUGUAUAUGGUAGCUCAGCGCGUGUCCACCCGUUUACAAUAGAUACGAGACUGGGCCGUUUGAUCGAUAAUGGCAGCUUGCAGAGUAAACUUUGCUUGGCCUACUUGCAUGCGCUCACCUCGUAUUGUUUACCUGACUCACUCACUGGUAAAACAGGGACGGAACAGUGUUUGUCCAUUCUCAACUCUGCCGCUGUCCGAUCAUUUCAGCAGUUAUCAGAAAAGGACCUUGAUAUUCUUGAUCACAUCUCAAAGCUAUCACCUGGAAGGGCAUAUUAUCCCGAAGACGAACGUGUCAUGGAAACGGUUACAUGGGAUAACCAACUUAGCUUUCUGUCGCAAGUCGGAUCCCUACACACCACAGCGCUGUCAAUCAUAGAAGGAGUGGAGCAAAAGGCGAUCUUUUACUCCGAGCAGCCGGUUCAAUAUACCAUUCCCAAUCAUGUCGACAGUAGUCUUGGACUACGACACCAGAUAAGAGAUUCUAUCUUCUGUGUCUCUGGGUUCGGUGCCGAGAACCAUACUACUUCUCAAGACAUGCACUAUCAGUCCCGAGAUAGGGUGAGACACGCCGAAAGAUCGCAACGCGCGUUCAAAGCCGCCGUCAUGGCUGCUGAGAGGCGAGAAACUAUCCACAUGCCCAUCAGUGGUUCAUUCGUUUCGCAUAUGUGGAAGUUACUCAACAAUAAAUCGGGAACACCAGGUCCUAAUUCUCCGCUAGCUGAUGAAGUUGGCUACGACUGUAGAUGGCUCUCAGAAGCAAAAGCAAAUUUCGUAAAAUAUUGGUGCCGACUUCAUCACAGUUUCCGCAACAAAGAGCAGCCUCUUUGCCGCUUUCGAUUGAUGUUUUGCGCUGCAACAAUGGCAUAUGCUGAAGAACAUGAUGCAAGCGCAGUCCAAGCACUUAUAGCCUGCGCGAAUAUCCCGUCUAUCGGCUCUCUCAAAGUCCCCAACGUGGAAGUGUUUGACAUGGCUGCGGGAUAUGAAUUCAGCUACUCCUACAUACGUUACUUCAUAUUUGAUGACUAUAUGAAAGACUUUUCCUCCAGUCCCGAGGCUUUUUUACCGCGGCGUCCAUCUUAUGAAAGCGAUCAAGAACUAGACGCAAGACGCCGCAGAACUUUUGAGAACAACCGACACGAGGCUGUUACAGAUUUCACCAAGAGGUUGCAAGAGCAAUGGAUUUGCCCCAACCCAUGGAUGCCUGGCGGUGCUGACUUCUCUAAGUAUGUAUAUAAAGACCUCGCUUGGAGCACUAUCCUACAAACUUGGCAAAAGUGGUACGAGAACCAUCAACUUUUUGAGUACUUGACUGCGCUGGGUGACCAUCUCCGUUUACUAAAGGUUAAGGAGAUAUCAAUGCCAGAUUAUAUCCACCCUUUGUCACCAACUAUAGUGGUGUCUCGUAGGGGCUUCGUCAAUCAAGAAGACCUGUUCAGUCAUUGCACUCCAUUCCCGGACAUUUCAUCAGACUAUCUGUUGAAAAUACUAGAGAUGCAAGCUGAACAUCAACAACAGCAUAAUAACCUCAAACAACUUCUGGACUCUCUAAAGCAGCACGCAUCUCGAAAUUCUGAACAUAAAUAUAUACAGGAUCUUGACGAUAGCCAGAAAUCUCACAGCCACCCUAAUUUUUCAUACAACGUAAAGUUGAAGGGAGAGAUACUAUCGAAUGACCUCAAAGAAUACUUGUCAAAUUGUGAAAUUAAUAGCAAAAAGGUUUACUGUUUGCUGAAAGAAAUCACUGGUGUGGCCUGUGAAGGAAGUGCUGGCCGCAUCCAGGCUUUUAAAACACCAGCAGCAUCGGUUGCCACGAAGUUCAUGGCACCAAGAGUCUCACCAACUUUCUUUCUUGGUCAAUUAGCCAGAGAAAACUGGAAAAGUCUUCCAUUGGGAUGGAAAGAGGCAGUUGUCACCUAUGCAGAGUCAUUGACAAUGGUUCAGCGAGCCGAAAGGAUGCUCAGCCAGCGAGAUAAUGAUGCAGAGCUAAUCAAAGAGCUACUGAACACUGGUCAUACAAAUUGGAAACCCAUGGACUAUCCUGAAUCAUUACUUUUAGAAGUCGAAAGCGGAAUUAUGAUUCGUGAGGUGCAAGAAAAUAUUGCGUCACAGAUGCGAAGCCCGCCACGGGGCGAAAACGCAACCAUGCAGCUAAACAUGGGAGAGGGCAAGUCAACGGUAAUUUUACCAGCUGUAGCUGCAUAUCUAGCGGAUGGCAAACGACUCGUCUGUGUAAUCGGCACCAAACCGCAAGCAAAGGAGCUAUUUCGAAUGUUGACAUCCAAGCUCGGAGGGCUGAUGAACCAUCAGGUAUAUCAAAUGCCAUUCUCAAGAUCGCUCAAAUUCACGGCAUCUGAUGCAACAAGAGUCCUCGACAUCUUAAAGCAAUGCUCUGAGACUGGUGGUGUUCUUCUAAUGCAGCCUGAGCAUCUGCUCUCUUUCAAACUUAUGGGGAUCGAAAAUCGACUUAGCUCUCAGGAGGAAGUCGGUCAAAUUUUACUAGAUAUUCAGCACUACUUUAAUACUCAUUCACGAACUAUUGUCGACGAGAGUGACGACAUAUUUAGCGUCAAAUUUGAGCUGAUUUAUACUAUGGGAACGCAAGUCCCCAUCGAGCUCAGCCCAAAUCGUUGGAUCAUCGUUCAGCAUGUGCUUCGCAUUGUAAUGCGAGCUGUGCAUUCGGUACGGGAUAAAUUGCCCCAAUCAAUAGAAAUUUCCCAUUCUAAGAAAGGGCGAUUUCCACGCAUCCGUAUCCUACGUCAAGAUGCAGAGGAUAUGUUGCUAAGUCUGCUUGCUGAAGAGAUUUGCAACGCAGGGGUUCUGGGUUUACCCAUAGAGAGACAGUUGCCAGAUGUCAGGCAACAUGUUCGUGAGUAUAUUCUCAAUAGCGAUCUGAACACAAGCCAAAUCAAUUCUGUCGAAGUUGAAUCGGGAUUCUUCACAGAAUCUACAAAGGGGCCUUUGCUCCUAAUCAGAGGGCUGAUCGCCGAGGGGGUUUUAAGUUUUGCGUUCAGACAGAAACGAUGGAGGGUAAAUUAUGGCCUUGCCCUAAGCCGUGUUCCAAAGACUCGGCUCGCAGUACCAUAUCGAGCCAAAGAUAAUCCCACGGCCAGAUCCGAAUUCAGUCAUCCUGAUGUUGUUAUUGAGUUGACUGCUCUUACUUACUACUAUGGUGGCCUCUCUGAUGAUGAUCUUUUUGCUUCUUUUGAUCAUUUAUUACGUGCAGAUCAAGCUGAGGCUCAUUAUCAGGACUGGGUUCUGGAUGCUCCUGAUCUACCAAACGCCUUCAGGAGUCUGACAGGAGUGACUUUGAAGGAUCGCCAUCAGGCAAUUCAUGAAAUAUUUCCUCAUUUUCGGUACGCAAAGAAUGCCAUUGACUACUUUUUAUCGCACAUUGUUUUUGCCAAGGAAAUGAGGGAGUUUCCCAAAAAGCUAUCAGCUUCGGGCUGGGAUAUUGGUCAACUCAAAACACAUCCCACUACUGGCUUUAGCGGAACUUGCGAUUCCCGCAAUCUUAUGCCUCUUGACAUGAAACAUCUAGAUCUCCCAGAGCAGCGUCAUACAAACGCACUGGUCCUUCAGCAUAUCCUUCAGCCGGAAAACUCAGUGGCUUAUGCACAAAAGACUGAUGAGACGCAGAGUUCAGACGCUGAGGCCCUAUUGAAUUUGGUGAUCUCAAUGGAACCACAUGUACAAGUUAUUCUCGACGUUGGCGCACAAAUUCUUGAGCUCACUAAUGUCCAAUUAGCUAAAGCUUGGCUCAAAAAGGUUCCAGAGAGUCAAGGAAAGAAAGCGGUGAUUUAUUUCGAUGAUCAUGACGAGCUUUGUGUCAUUGAUCAGCAGGGGUGUGUCGAAAACCUUCAAACGUCGCCAUAUAGCCAACAACUAGAUCUUUGCCUCGUAUUUUUAGAUGAAGCUCAUACAAGAGGCACCGACCUGAAGCUUCCCUCAUAUUAUAGAGCGGCUGUGACUUUGGGUCCCGGGCUGACCAAAGACCGACUUGUUCAAGCUUGCAUGAGACUGCGAAAACUCGGUAGAGGGCAAUCCGUUGUAUUCUGUAUAUCGGAAGAAAUCCAAGCAAGGAUUCUCAAGCUGAGACAGGAAGAUGACGAUCGUCCAAUCCAGGUACUUGAUGUCUUGACCUGGGCAAUUCACGAAACGUUCAUGGAUCUUCAUCGAAGUAUUCCGAUGUGGGCAGUACAAGGUCACCGAUUUGAGAAACAACGUGCCAUAUGGGAAUCAGUCACAACAAGCGAUGGUAUCCAGUUACCUUUAGAAAAAGCUGAAGGAUUCCUGGAAGCAGAGAUACAGUCGUUGGAUGACCGAUACAGGCCGCAUAGCACUGAAAAACAGCCAGUGAAGCCCUUGAACCCUAGCGGAAACCCACGAUUAGAGGCUAUUUGGAAGCGAUGCGUGGAUUUUGGAAACACCCAACUAAACUCUUCCGUGUUAUGGGAAGAGCAGGAACGAGAGAUAGCACCCGAAAUCCUACAAGAGAGGGAGAUUGAGAGACCACGGCCGGUUCAGCCUAAAGAACACACGAUUCAUCCAAAACUUAUUGAGUUGGUAACUUCUGGGUUGUUUUCUCAGUCAGCACCGUUUUCCCCAGCAUUUGAGGCCCUCGGGAGAACACGUGCCGCUCAGCUAUUAGAUGUCAGCUACUUUCCAGAUGAUGUUCUCGUAACCCAAGAUUUCAUGUCAACAGUGAUAUUAGAGGGGAACGACGACAAUGACGACUUCUAUCAACGUUCGGUACAGUGGGUAUUGAGUCAAACAGGACCAGACAACAGCACCGUGCAGCGGCUGAUAGUUAUCAGCCCACACGAAGCGCAGGAGCUUAAGGAACGAAUAGCCGAGUCGAAGCAUGUUCACCUGCAUCUCUAUACACCACUACCGAAUCUGGCAUACACUUCACUGGAGAGCCUAAAGCUUUACACGGUGCCUGCUCUUCCAGAAAAUUGGCAUCUUCCCUCUCGGUUGCGACUUUUGCUCAAUCUCUUCAGUGGUCAACUAUAUAUCACUUCGCAGGAUGAUUACCAUGAAGCCUGCAGGCUACUGAACUUGUCCUAUGGGCCUACUGAAGAUGGUGUUACUGUUGAGCCAGAUGGAUUUAUUAUUUCUCAGUCUGGUGACACAUUUACCAAGUUCAGGAAGAGCCCGACUAUGUUUCUGAGGACUUUACUGGCAAUACGAUGGAACUCGGAAGUAAAUGACAAGACUCACUGGGGACGUAUUUUGAGAGGAGGGUUACUCAAAGAACUAGACUUUGCAGAUUCUACUUGUCGUAAUAUUGUAAACUAGUACGUGGAAUUAGAUUUUAACUAGGUUAGCAGAAUAUCAUUUCUUUGAGCUU